UUAUAUAUCCGUCAGUCAAUAUGUGGACGAUUCUAUUGGUAACAACGCUGAUGAUGUUAAUUUAUUACUACACCAUAAAACCUUUGUAUUUCUGGAAAAAUAGAGGUGUGAAACAGGAACCGAUGCUAACUGCAUACUUCUACAACUUAUUCUCGAUUUUUCAACGCAAAAGUCCAGCCCAUGUGAUAGAGAAUUGGUACAACUCAUAUCCAGAUUUGAGAUAUAUCGGACUUUACCAAUUCAACGUUCCCGUUUUGAUGGUGAAAGACACUGAGCUGGUCAAACUUAUGACGAUCAAAGAUUUCGAUCACUUCACUGACCACAGGACGUUCGUACCAGCCGACUUAGAUCCUUUGUGGGGCAAAAAUUUAUUCGCUCUAACAGGGACGGAAUGGAGACAAAUGAGGCCAACUUUGAGUCCUUCGUUCACGAGCAGCAAAAUGAAGGGCAUGUUCUUCCUGAUGAAGGACUGCGCCGAAACUUUCGUCCGUCAUUUUCUCGACAAAAACGAGGACGUCGUCACGGUCGAAAUCAAGGACGUCAUGACGAGAUAUUGUAAUGACGUCAUAGCGACGACGUCAUUCGGUAUCGAGGUCAACUCUUUGGACCAGCCGGAUAACGAAUUUUAUAGAAUGGGAAAAAAAGCUACCGAUUUGAGGUCAUUUUCGAAACAAAUGAGGUUCAUAGGGUAUAUUCUGAGCCCAACCAUAUACAGGUUUUUGGGGCUGAAACUAUUCGAAGAUGAUGUAGGGACUUUCUUCAGGUCUUUGGUAGAUGACACUAUCAAGAUACGAGAGGAAAAAGGUAUUGUUAGGCAUGACAUGAUACAUCUGUUGAUGGAAGCCAGGAAAGGUAUCCAAGAAAAUGAUGAGAAAGGCAUUGCUGAUACUGGUUUUGCCACAGUAGAAGAAGCCAAUCUGGGAAAGAUUUCUAGAGAAUUGACCAACGAAGAUAUAACAGCACAGGCUCUGGUAUUUUUUUUCGCUGGGUUCGAUUCUGUUUCUAAUAUGAUGUGUUUCUUGGCAUAUGAACUGGUAGCAAAUCCAGAGAUACAAGACAAGCUGAGAGAAGAGAUUUCAGAAACACUGGAAAUAUGCAAAGGCAAACUGACGUACGAAGCUUUGGUAAAUAUGAAGUACAUGGACAUGGUUGUCUCAGAAGUUCUACGUAAAUGGCCCAUCAACAUGGCAACAGACAGAGUAUGCACCAAGCCCUACACCAUAGAACCAGUGUUGCCAGACGAGCGACCGGUCCAUUUAGAAAAAGGAACCUACGUUUUCUUCCCCCAAUACGGUAUCCAACACGAUCCAGAACUAUAUCCAGACCCGGAACGUUUCGACCCUGAAAGAUUCAACGACGAAAACAAAGCCAAAAUCAAGCCCUGUUCCUAUCUGCCCUUUGGUUUGGGACCGAGGAACUGUAUAGGGUCGAGAUUCGCCCUUUUGGAAGUCAAGAUUCUGUUUUUUUAUAUUUUGGCAAAUUUUGAUAUAGUGCCAGUUGAGAAGUCGACUAUUCCGAUAGUUCUCGCCAAGAGUAUGUUCUAUUUGGGUUCUGAGGGGGGAUUUUGGUUCGGCUUGAAACGUCGGCAAAAGUGAAAUGUUUUUGUUGCAAAAGAACUUUAUUGAGGUUCAAACUUCGUUUCAGUUUACAUUAUAGCGAGCAUUAUAGUGUUUCAAAAAUC
Messenger RNA from Phaedon cochleariae (mustard beetle), 1681 nucleotides. NCBI's taxonomy places the organism in Eukaryota, Metazoa, Arthropoda, Insecta, Coleoptera, Chrysomelidae. The record is from the annotation of a GenBank genome assembly.